This is a messenger RNA of Chanos chanos (milkfish), 1050 nucleotides long. RefSeq lists its product as uncharacterized. Gene Ontology annotation, cellular component: nucleus; transcription regulator complex. Bases 1 to 1050 code for a protein of 349 amino acids. Gene Ontology annotation, biological process: regulation of transcription by RNA polymerase II. The record is from RefSeq and is a predicted model, not a curated record. The transcript is spliced from 3 exons. Lineage: Eukaryota; Metazoa; Chordata; Actinopteri; Gonorynchiformes; Chanidae. Gene Ontology annotation, molecular function: DNA binding.
AUGGCCGAAAUAGUGGAAAUAUUAAUCAAAACAGUGUCCAAUCAUCCAGAACUUUACAAUGUUACGUUGCAAGACUACCGAAACCCCGAAAAAAGGGUCAAUGCAUGGCAGAGUAUCAGCGCCUCAGUUGGUCUCCCCGCUGUAGAGUGCAAAACAAAAUGGAAGAGUCUGAGGGACAGGUACAUGAGGGAGAGGCGACUGGAGAAGCUCAAAAGAAAAAAGGGCGAACGGUCUUCCAGCUACUGGCGACACAGAGACACCAUGUCGUUUCUGGAGCCUUUCGUCAAGGAGAAACAGAAGGCGGGUGAUUCCGGAGUCACGGAGGACACCGAGGACAUUUUUGGUGGGGUGAAUGAGACAUCACCUGCAAGUAGAGCUAAAGUUAAAGACACGGGUCCUAAGGUGAACGAGAUGCCACAGCUGGCGUUUGUAACUCAGCUGGCUCCAGUACAGCAGGUUCCACAGGUGACCCAGCUAGCGAUAGUGACUAAACUUCCGCCUGGUUCGAGAGUGCCUCAGACACCAGGUACACCUCCUGCACCAAACCAAGUCCAGACCAAAUGUGAGGAAGCUCCGGUUUUAACUCCACAGGCAUUGCAGACAAACGACAGCAUGAGUGCUCUGUGCGGUUUUAAGUCUGAAGACAAAAAGGGAAUCGUGAGAGAGGAACUGAGAUUGCUAGAAAGGCCUCAUGAUGAAGAUGAGCUUUUCCUGUUGAGUUUUGUGCCCGCUUUGAAGAGACUCUCGCCGCAGAAAAGGUGUGCUGCAAAAAUCAAAAUCCAGCAGAUCAUGUACGAUGUGGAAUUUAACGAGGGUUUGAAGCUGAGACAGCAGCAGGAACAGAGGGCCUAUGAACAGGAGAUGCAGCGGAUGCAGCUCCCCAUGUCUGCGUUCUCUAACCCUGCCUGCGAUCUGUCAGACGAGUGUACGCCAGACGUGGCCGAUCGGGACACCCCCCCAGGAACAGGAGGAGAGCCCAAACAGGAGGGAGCUGACACAGGGGACGGGAGUGAUGCUCCCAAAAAAGAGGCGGACUCUUCUGAUGCCUGA